Messenger RNA from Papaver somniferum (opium poppy), 2021 nucleotides. RefSeq names its product protein HLB1-like. Gene Ontology annotation, molecular function: protein binding. NCBI's taxonomy places the organism in Eukaryota, Viridiplantae, Streptophyta, Magnoliopsida, Ranunculales, Papaveraceae. The record is from RefSeq and is a predicted model, not a curated record. The transcript is spliced from 14 exons. Bases 189 to 1793 code for a protein of 534 amino acids.
ACAUCCGGCAGGCGCAGAUAUUAUAUUCUUGCUCUCUGGUUACAAAAUAUUACAAAUUACAGAGCGUUCCUUGUAUCUAUCUCUUUACUCCAAGCCCACUCCACUGGAUUCAUCUUCUUUCGCUUCCCAUUCAUUACAAAUUACAGAUCUUCUUUCUCAUUCUCUUUCGGAAACCCUAGUUCUUGAUAAUGUCUGCAAACACCGAUGAACCAGAGUUGGAAAACAGAGAGAAAUCAGAAUUGGAGAAUGGAGAAAAUCCAGAAAUAGAAAGCAUUGAUAAAUCAGAAAUCCCAAAGGUAGAGGUUUCAGAAUUAGAGAGUAUAGAGAAUUCAGAAAUAGAGAAAAUAGAGAAUUCAGAAUUGGUGAAUGGAGGUGUACAAGAAACAAUUGUUUCUGAAUCAGAUCCAAAGAUAAAUGAUGUUAAAGAGACUGAGAUCGGAUCACAGGAUUCUUCUUCCGUUGUUGAAGAAGUAAAAGCGAAACCUGAAUUGAAAAAGGAUGAAGGAAAUCGAACAUUUACAAUGAGAGAGUUGUUAAAUGAAUUGAAGGAAGAAGAGAGUGAAAUUAUUGACGGGGAUUCUCGCACUAGUGCUUCACCACACAGCCGAGAAAGCACACAGCAGCAACAACAGCAGCAUAACAACGCUGCUAUUGAUUUGAUCAACAGUGUCACGGGUUUAGAUGAGGAGGGUCGCUCUCGCCAACGGAUUCUUACUUUUGCUGCUAAGAGGUAUGCUAAUACAAUAGAAAGGAAUCCAGAAGACUAUGAUGCGCUUUACAAUUGGGCUUUGGUUCUUCAGGAAAGUGCAGAUAAUGUUGGUCCAGAAUCUAGUUCACCCUCAAAAGAUUCUUUACUCGAGGAAGCUUGUAAGAAAUACGAUGAAGCUACUCAGCUAUGUCCUACUCUUCAUGAUGCCUACUACAAUUGGGCUAUUGCCAUCUCCGAUCGGGCAAAGAUGCGUGGUCGUACUAAGGAGGCAGAAGAAUUAUGGAAACAGGCAACAAGAAAUUAUGAGAAAGCUGUUCACCUGAACUGGAACAGUCCUCAGGCACUUAACAAUUGGGGACUUGCUUUACAGGAACUCAGUGCAAUUGUUCCUGUUCGGGAAAAGCAGACCAUUGUCAGAACUGCAAUCAAUAAGUUUCGUGCAGCAAUCCGAUUGCAGUUUGACUUCCAUCGCGCAAUCUACAACCUUGGCACGGUUCUGUAUGGGUUAGCAGAGGACACAAUAAGAACCGGGGAUCCGGUAAACGCAAAGGAAGUGUCACCGGAUGAGCUUUAUAGUCAAUCGGCCAUCUAUAUUGCAGCUGCUCAUUCGUUGAAACCAAAUUACUCUGUCUACCGCAGUGCCUUGAGACUUGUUCGUUCAAUGCUACCGUUGCACUAUCUUAAAGUUGGGUAUCUGACUGCACCACCUGUUGGGAAUCCAGUUGCAGCCCACAGUGAUUGGAAGCGAACACAGUUUGUUUUGAAUCACGAAGGACUCCAACAGAUUAACAAGGGUGACCAAAAACAGUUAUCUCAAAGCCCUUCAGGCAGGUUAGUGGCCGCAGGCACCGUUGAUAAAUCAGUCAUCAAAAUCGAGGUCCCUGACAUUGUUUCUGUAUCAGCGUGUUCGGAUCUCACAUUACCUCCUGGUGCAGGUCUGUGUAUUGAUACAGUUAAUGGACCAGUUUACUUGGUUGCUGACACAUGGGAGUCCUUGGAUGGGUGGCUUGAUGGAAUUCGUCUUGUUUACACAAUCUUUGCACGAGGGAAAAGUGACGUUCUUGCAGGCAUCAUAACCGGAUAAUUCAUGUGUAUCCUAGGUCUAUUAGUGUGAAGCUAUAUUGUAAGGUUUUCAAGUCUGACAUUAGAAUAAUAACGUUAUAUAUGCUUACUAAAGAAUACCCCUUUUUGCUCAUUUUUGUUCUGAAUUUUUUAUGGUUUCCUUAUUUUCUUAUUUUGUAAAAUUCUCGAUAUACCCUCUUGUGCUGUCUUUUUCUUUUAUUGUGCGAACUUUAUUUGUUGUUCCGACAGU